UUACCAUAGUUGAAUGUUGUUUUAAAUUCGAGUCUGCACUGUUCACCCGCACACCUUUCAUCGUAAGCUACCGAUUGACUCCAUUGCUAACGAACGACGAGUAAGAUACAAAGAAGAUUCGGGAGCAUGGAGGAAACAAUAGGUGGAAGAAGCCUUUAGUCCAUGAAUACAUUGCAGUUACACAUUUCAAUUUGAAUUGAUGAACAGAAGCUAAGUAAGGUUUUCAAAUUAAUGAUUGAAGACAUACUGAUAUUCAGUAGCUCAUUCACCCUCCUCCGACACGGAUGAAAUCGGUAAUCAAUUUUAACUCAGUUUAUGUUUUUUUGCGUAUUUACUGAAAAUUUCUAGAAUAUGUGCUUGUUAAAAGGUGCUAUACCAAUUAUUCUAACGCUCGCAUGGCUCGUAGCUGGCGAAAAAACCAAGGCUACAAAAGACUCAUAUUUGGCUGCGUUGCAGAACUCAUACAAAAUCAACGGGCUUGUCCGGAUAGCACGUGAUGAUUACAGCAGUAUUCCUUCUACGUCAUACGAGUAUAGUUUAGCCCCAUCCAGUAGCUAUGGUGCACCUUCAGGAUCGUACGGAACCCCACCGAAGGCUGCUUAUGGGCCACCCAAACCUGUAUAUGGUCCUCCACAGCCAGUUUACGGGACACUCGCACCUGCUAGCAACGGAAUGCCUUAUCUUAGUCCGGAAAGCUGGUUAUUGAGCAAAUUGAAACUUAAAUUCAGUUGGUUUACACUUGCCAAAAUAUUGCUCAAACUAGUAAUAUUCAAAAAAAUUGUGAAGUUCAUUGCUCUACUAUGUCUGCUGUUUUUUAUUCCGACACUAAAGCCAAGUGAAAGCGAUGGUGACCAUAGUGGUGGUGAUAACAAUGGUGAUGAUUACCGUCGGCGAAGUUAUAGCUUGCGAUAUGACUACGACUCCCGACUUAAUGAGGUGACACGGUUUGCUUUGAAAGCCAUGGAGGCAUUUACCAUUGACAAUGAGCUUUAUUGUCCUGUCGAGAAUCUGCUCAGUUGUCGAGCCAAACGGAUGUUUGAUUAUAUUGAUGAGGAAUAUCCCCUAAAAAAUAUCAUUCAAAUGUUCUUUCGGAAUGUGAGUAAAAAGGAAGAUCAACCGCAUUCUACGGCAAGUAACCUGAUAGAGAAUAACAAUUCGGAACGUGGAAGAGACAAUAGCGCAAUUGAAGAAAGUGAAUGAUUUAAAAGUAUUCUUUAACAUCUUUUAAGCAAAAAUGCAAUAAGAAACGUUAUUUGUACUUGGAAAAAACAUAGAAUCGAGAUCGUUUUAGGUAAUUGAUUUCAACAACAGUACUCAAAAAGCAAGAAAGAACCAAAGUUCGGAUAUACUGUGAAAUGUAUAGAAUGAUUGUUAUUUAUUGUAUUAAUUUUAUUGCCAUAAUUUAAAUUAUUUGUUUUCGAAAAUAUACGUAGAAACAUUCUAGUUUCAAUAUGGGAAUAGAUAUAUAAAAAAAGAACUUUCAUAUGAUAUGUGUACUGAUCAUCAAACAUAAUUUGAUUUCUACCACCAGUCUAGCAGUAAUUUCCAACUGAUACAAACUCGUUCAUAUAUAUCAACAUUUAUUCCUUAACACAUAUCGGGCUGAUAAUAACAGAGAGAUGGAUUGGCUGAUUAUU
Molecule: messenger RNA, 1637 nt
Organism: Malaya genurostris
Lineage: Eukaryota; Metazoa; Arthropoda; Insecta; Diptera; Culicidae
Exons: 4
Coding region: 352-1200 (282 amino acids)
Source: RefSeq, a predicted model, not a curated record